AUGGCGAUGAGAAGAAGCAAAGGAGGUUUACCUGCCCCGGUUACCAACAAAGAGCUUGGACCAAGCGUGAAAUCCGUGUAUCUUGUCCCGUGCGGCCAUGCCUUUUCGGAGGAGGCUAUCCGUGAAAUGAAAUCGGAUAAAUGCUUGCAGUGCAACGAAUCGUAUUCGCCCGAAAACAUCAUACCUAUACUUCCAACCAAGGAGUCUGAAAAGGAGCGGCUUUUGUCGCGUAAACAAAAACUAUCUAAUGAAGGCCUUACUCACUCGCUAAAGAAAGCCCCGGGUUCAAGAAAACGAAAGAAGACUGGGGCUAUUCCCAGUGUUGUUACGGGUGAACCGACAACCGACGUUGCGGCUGAGAAAUCUUCUUCCGCUCAGAAUGAUAGACUCAUCAGCAGGACUUCCACACCUCUUCCUUCAACAACUGGUGGGAUCAAAAAUGCUGCCACUGCGAUGUUGACAAAUCGCGUAUUAGAAGAAGAAAACAAGCGUAAAAGGCGGAGAAAGGACCUUGCAAGUAAUGAGACAUUGCAAAGCCUGUUCACAUCUAGUUCCAAAAAUCAGAAGACAAAAGAUGGUGAUUUCAUGACUCGAGGUUUUAGUAUUCCGUCUGGAGCCAGAAGAUGA
Uncinocarpus reesii 1704 is the source of this 627-nucleotide messenger RNA. RefSeq lists its product as uncharacterized. Gene Ontology annotation, biological process: mitotic DNA replication termination; site-specific DNA replication termination at RTS1 barrier. Gene Ontology annotation, cellular component: nucleus. The record is from RefSeq and is a predicted model, not a curated record. The transcript has 2 exons. The coding region runs from base 1 to 627 and encodes 208 amino acids. NCBI's taxonomy places the organism in Eukaryota, Fungi, Ascomycota, Eurotiomycetes, Onygenales, Onygenaceae.